Molecule: messenger RNA, 1809 nt
Organism: Lachancea sp. 'fantastica'
Lineage: Eukaryota; Fungi; Ascomycota; Saccharomycetes; Saccharomycetales; Saccharomycetaceae
Source: the annotation of a GenBank genome assembly
AUGAAGCCCCCAAGUAAACCUUCCAAAACACACAGAAUCUCGCACGUCUGCGACCAUUGCCGUCUCCGCAAGCUCAAAUGCAGCAAAGACAAGCCUUCCUGUGCUCGUUGCGCAAAGCUCGGCCUGCAAUGUGUCUACACCCCGUUUCGACAAAACAAUCGCGAUCCAACAACCGUCAAAUCUCUGGAAUCGGAGCUUUCCUACGUGAAGGCUCAAUUAGCAGCUUGUUCCAAAGCCCUGGGUGACACGCAAGCCACUGUCACAGUGCAAGCCACUCCCAGGAAGCGCCAUAUCAACUGGACUAAUCUAGUGCGUCCCGUACGCGUUCAUGGCGUUUGGAGGACUUACUACGCUCCUUUCAGCGAUUUGGCGUUGUUCGCACGCGACCCACGUUCCAAGAUUCGCGUGGCAGACCUGUUUGAGCAAAAAGAAGAAUUCCCCAAGCACCUCAAUCAAAAAGAAGAGCUUGUACUCAGUAUGACAAGACUUCUCCCCGAACGACAUAUUUUACGCGAAAGCAAGCUCGCGUUCGAAACUAACUUUUACCCAAGCUAUCCCUUUUACAAUUUGACCACCUUCCAAGAAUAUCACGAAGCUUUAAUUCAAAAGCCUUUACUCAUUGAAACAAACACAACGUCAAUAUGUUACUUUGUUAUGACAUUUUUGAUGCUUUGUCUCACUGAAAAACUCGCUAUCGACCCUGAUUUAAUUGACGGGUGGAUCCAGCAAACACAUAUUGCGUCACACCCUAGUGAAGGCAAUUUGGCCUGUUUGCUGUAUCUAAGCCUUUAUUCGAGUCCCAUGAGACUCUCUUUAAGUUCCAAGACAAGACUGUCGAACGACAUUUGCCGAAUGGCUCUGGAGAUGGGGCUUUUCAACUCUGCAAAAUCUCUGAACAAUAUCGACCUGCGACAAAAUUUGUGGAUGGGAUCCGUGAUUCUCACAGAGCCUACAGCUUUUGACGACCAUUUCAUUAAAAUAUUCAAUGAGGCAACCCCACCUGCCAAGUCACAGCUAGCUAUACGCUAUCGUUUUACUACCAACCUCUCAACGGUCUGGAAAUCUGUUUUGACUGCGUCCGAUGGCUUAGAAGAAGCCAUGCUGUCUUUAUCCAACUACAGUAAGAUCCAGCCACAAGACAGCCAUCAUAGCACCACGUUGGUGGCUAGCUGCAAUUUGACUUCUUCUACCACAGAAUUCAACCUGCUCUUAAUGCAGUUUCUACAAGAGGAGCUGUAUGCCCGUGAUACAGAUCAUCUUAGGAGACUACUUCAGAAAUCAUUCGACGAACUAUUGAAUUGUUUUCGAAACUUCCUUUCCACUGCAACCACACAUCGGUAUUUGUAUCUCUCCCAGAAUGUCUUUUGCCUGAAGUCACUUGCUUCCUACGUUCUCACGAUGUCAGCUAGACUUGCGACGGAAAGCAAGCCCUUUGAAAUCACCGAGUUACGGCAUAAAUUUCAGCAAGCUGCUGAAGCCUUUCCUUUCAGCGUUGACUGGUGCCAUCAGAUAUGCAGGUUGCUUGAUGACAUACUUAGAGAUGUGGACUCCAAUUUUUCCGAAUCAUCAGACGAACCUACAGAGAGCAUUCUACCGGACUUCCUCUUAGAAGACUAUACUGCGGCGUUCAGCGCCGGCAUCGAUGAGUUAUCACCUUCUUUGUCUCAUGAAUCCUUUGAAUCCAUUUUGACUGAGUCUCUGACGGGUUUUAGCGAACAAUUGGAUACAGGGUUUUCCCACCUUUUUCCAGAUUCCACCAGCAAUUCAACUGAAGGCGAAGCGGAUCUUGAGUUCAACGUCUUCGCAUGA